AUGGCUGAUAUAGCCCCGAAAACUCCAACAAAAAUUUAUUCGCGAAAAGGAAGGAAACCUAAAGCAGCAUCUGUUGACGAUUAUUGCAGAGCGUGUAAGUGCUCUCUUAAAAAUAAAUACGGUUCUCUGGGGUCGUUUGUCAACGUGUUUAAGCAAACAAAUAGAGCGGAAUUCAGAGGUAUUGUUGUUGCUAGUGUCUGCGAGCAGUCCGGACUACAGCUGAAGGAAAUUUCCUCCUUGUCUACGAGAAUUUGUCCAUCGUGUAGCAGGAAAAUAAAAACAUUUAUAGAUUUGCAUACCUUUUUCUCAUCGGAAAUUAAUAAGCCUGGGCCAGAAACAGCUAUAUCUACAGAGAUAACGACCGCCAAACGUCUUUUGCAGUUGACUCCGGGAAAAAGUCCGUCAAGAAAAGCAAGGCGAAUUUCAGCAGAGGCAGACAGUGUUCAUACACCUAUUGAGAACAAGCUUCGGACUCCUGCAUCAAGGAGACGGAUUUUAUCUUGUAACGAUAAAGAAAAUAAUGACAAUAUACUCUCUCAUUUGAACAUUGAAGACAUUAUUGAGUGCCAAACGACGAGGGUAAAAGUUCUGAUUUUGUCACCCAAUGGCGAUAUCAAGGUAACAACACCACAAGACAAGAUAACGAUUGGAAUUGUUAAAAAUCUCGCGCUAAAAAAUUGGAAAGCAGCAACAAACGCGUUUAUUUCCCACAAGGAUGCCCUGCCAGAGCUACUUGAGGCUCUGAACCGGAAUGUCAAUAGAGAGUUUAAAGAAUUCUGCAAAUCAAAUACUAUACUUAAGGGACGAAAACCCGACGAACUCGUCGCAUUUUCAAACAAGCUGCUCGCGAAAGAGGUCGAAGUGUACUUGCCAUUUUGGAAUGCAUGCGUUCGUGGAUCCUGCGGAGAAAAGAUUAAUUGUGGCAAGGACGCCGUGAAUGCAAUUGCUUUAACCACUGCCACAGUAGCACGUCAAAGAAUUAAAGAUUUAUCUGCAUUCCACUACCGUGUUUCAACCGUGCUAUGUCACAGUGGUGUGUCAUUUGACGGAGCAGUCCUGCUCAAUAAGUUUGGAAUAUGCAUGUCUCCCCAGCGAAUGAUCAACCUCCAGAGGGAGAUGGGGAAGGAACAUGAUGCAAAACUGCAGGUGUGGAAGAGAGAGGUGCAGAAAAACGAGUCUGCUUGUAUGUUGUUACAGGAAGUUAUAUCAAAACAACUGCCGCCGUUAGCAGAGGAUGACAUGGAACUAAAUCGUACAGUAGACAUGAAUGAGGAAUCACUGCAACACUACAAGUUUUAUAACAAGGACAUAUUCAAUUACUGUUUGUCAGUUAUUGUACCUAUUAAGGAACAGUUGAAUGAAUGCCAGACAACUGACGAUGUUUUAAAGGCAGCAUUGGAUGUGCUUAAAGGACAAGAAAUCCCCUAUUACAAGUGAGUAUAUUCGCAUGUUUGGUUUAUAUUUAGCAAAAAUUCUACAAAUUGGCCGAAUUAUCAUUUAUAAGUACAUGUACGACAUUUAUUUACAUUGCCACACCCAUAGGCCCAUACCCAAGUAUUUACAUUGUACCUCCCCCUCCCCCAAUAAAUACACGCUUCCAUAAGUGCUCAGCUUCAAAUGGCUAUAAAGCCUCAUUUUCAUGAUUUGAGAUAUUAGGUUUAGAGUCUUUUACCUUUUUGCAGAUGGACACAUAUAUACUCGUACAGUUAUAUUAGAUAAUAUAUAGUAAAAGACCUUGAUAUAUUUUGAUCAUCCGUAACAAGAUAAAGGGCUCUGAAGCCAAUAUCUCAAUCCCGAAAACAAGGCCUAAUAGCCAAGGCUAAGUACAUUUCAGAAGGGUUUAUUGUGGCAUCCCCCCACCCUCCAAGAUAUAGUGGUCAAAAAUCACCUGUCUUAUAUGUUAAAAUAAAUGGGAUAACAGGCAUUUUGGAUUUUGAUUUAAAGGAUUGUUGGUGACAACCUAGACUUUGAAGUUCAUGCUAGAGUACAAAGCAAAUCACACAAUAACCAAUCCAUACACUGGACCCACCAAUAUGGCAUCAGAGACAGAGUUGUAGAUCGUACAUUGGAGACAACCGAAAGGCAGAAACCAGUAAAUAAAAUCCAACUUUCAAGCUUGCUUGCAGAUGAAGCCACUUGCUUACGACUGCAAAAGCGAUGGGCUGUACUUGUAAGCCGAUUUGUUACCACAUACCUCAAAGAAUUUCGGUAUCUCAAUAACCAUGCAUUAUGGCAUAUUCCACAUAAAUACUCCACUGAAAUGGCACAGAAGUCUGAAAUUGUAAGUUAAAUGUUGCUUCAUACCUUAAAAUGGAAUACUAUAGCACAGGACGUGCAGAAUAUUGCAUUUAAUAUAUAAUAACAUCACAUUCGAAUAUACUCAUAUUAGAUACUUCUCUGUUGUAGUGUUCCCUGGAUUUGGAGUUUGUAAAUGCAAACAUAUCUGGGGAAAUGGCACAGCUCAUGAUUUCCAACCAAGAUAGAUAUGUACCAUCAUUUAUUAACGAUACAGGGAAUAAAGAAAUAAUCAGUCCAGUUGCUAUGCAUGGUGAUCAACUUUUUGAAGAACGGGCAAGGAAUGUUCAGUGGACUUACAGAGUUGGAGAGAACAAGUUUGAUAAGUUGGAGGGUGUUAGUACAGAAUUUGCUGAUUGGCAUGCAAAGGUCACAUUGUACAAGGUAAUAAAUUCAUUGGUCUAUAUAUUUAUGGGUGAAGAUAUUAAUGUUCUAAUUUUAAAAAAGGAGUAAAAGUUUGAUAACCACCCUGUGCAUUGAAAAAUUUACUGUACAGUAUUUAAGUGUACAGUAUAUAUAAAUGAAUUUGGCUACUUUAUCUUACACAAAAAAGUACAAGGUCAAUUAAGGAAAUAAAAUUUUUUGAAAAGCAUUUUCAAAUAUUGCAAUAUCCUCUUUUUGUUGAACAAUAUAGAUUGAAUUUGAUAGAUUUGUGAAAAGUAGCUCUGCAGGUGAAUUAGGCACAACACGUUCAAGUCUGAACAGAACUGGGAAGACAACUGCUGCUCAAGGCAUCGAUAAGAAAUACAACGAGUACAAAGAGUUUAAUGACAGAGAGGUGGAGGCACAUAUAUGUGCUGCAUUCAUGGAAAUGUCAGAUAUGGUUACCAUGGAAUGUGAGUGUACUUAUACUUACUGCAAAUUCUUGCAGUGUAAUAGGAUAUAAAAUAAUUAUGUCAGGAUGUUGGAGAAUGAAAUGGGGUAAAAACACUCAUCAGUGGGUAAAAACCAUAAAGGACAAGGAGAGAAGUUCUUCAAUUCAAGUCUGUUCAAUAUGUGCCUGCUUUUGUGAGUAAAAAAAAAAUAUUGCCAGCAUGUUCCUUUCCUGUAUGUAUUAUAUUUUCCAGCACUUCCGUCAUAUGAUCUUCCAGAUGACACAGUGCCAAGAGAUGCCAAAUCACAGUGGCUGCUUCACAUUUGUGAGCAGUUAGUAAAAACCCACCUCUUCGGCUCAGGGGAAAUAACUGAUUUUGUUCAAAAAGCUGAUGAUCUGCAAAGAGCCUUAGGUGGUCCAUUUCAUUGCAGACAAGAUGAUUGUCACAAGAUCUACAACCAACACUCACGGAGAAUAAAGUAUGAAAUUAAACUAUUAUAUUACUGGGUUUAUUUCAAGAACUUUUUAUCACUGCACAAAUAUUUGAAAUAAUCCAUGUUCAGUAGCACAAUGAAUUUAAACUGCAUUGGAGCUAUAAUCUUAUUUGUGCAGUGAUAAGCACAACAUUGUUUUUACAGUAUCGCUGCACCAACAUCAUUAACCCUUUAAAUAGCAAUGUGCCCUGAUGGGACCGUGCUGUCACUCAAUGGGUUGAUCACAGCCCAAGUUGAUGAUCACUGCAAACUAACCCUUUAAGUGGCAAUAUGCCAGGGGUUUUUUCCGGAUUUUCUCUUGGGUCCGUUUGUGCAGAGAAGAUUGAGUUUAGCUGAACAACUGGGGUAGCUGCAUCGCCCCCCACCGGGGGCUGACACUUGUAUUCAAUAAAUGUAGUUGAGACGGAAUGUGUUAAAGUCGGGGCACUGGAGGACACUAUAAACUGGUUAAAGAUGGCGAAUGCAUAGUUUUUUUUCUUGUGUUGUGAGAUGAAUUCCAGCCAUUUUUUCUUAAUUUUCGGGUUUCCAACUGAACACUAAUUUCCACACGUCACAAAUUUAACUCAAACAACUUCAUUUUUACUGCACUGAAACUUUGGUGAGAAGAUUGAGUUUCAAAACUCAAUUCAAGAUUGAGUUUAUGGGUAACGGCCCUAAAAAAUCCCUGAAAAAACCCUGCAUGCCCAGAUGUGCCCUGAUUUGUUAUUUUACUUUGUCUAAUGCCAGAAGAUUUUACUCAUCAGGGGGAGAGUUCUGCCACUCAAUGAGUUAAAUAAUCACCGAAUAAUUUGCAUUUUCUCUGUGUACAACAAAAAACAUUACCAUAUUUUCAGUUGCUGAUGCACAGAUGAACCCUCAAUGAACUUAAAAAUCAAAUAAACUACUAACAUGUAAACUGUCUUUUAAUCAGAUAACCUGUGUCUGAAAGCAUUCUAUCUGUCCUUUUUCCUUUUCAAGACAUGAAAUAGAUGUACAUGGAACAAAAUUCAAUGAGUGCACUGCAUCGGAUCUGGAUGAAUUUGGGUACUACAAUUGUGCAGCAGGAUGUGGAUAUGUGUUCAGUACAAAAACAGCCCAAAACAGGUACAAAGAAAUUGGUCAUGAUAUGGCAACCUAAAUGAUAUGAUAAAUCUACAUUGUUCGUAAACCUUUAAUUGACAAAACAUAAACAAUGAAGGAGAUUAAACUUGCAGUACCACUGACUGUACAGUAUGUACCUACAUGUACCAUAUACAGUAUCAUGUAAAUUAGUGCAAUAUGCUGAAUGUUGCAAUAUAUUUUAUAUAAUUAUAUUUUAUUCAGUUUUGCACUAAUUAACAUUUAAUCUCCUUCAUUGUUAUUAUUAUUGCAACAUUUUUAUUUUAUAUAUAAUAUUCAUUAUGCUUUUGUAAUUACAGACACUUGAGAGACAAACAUGGAGACUUUGAACUAGAUAAUGAAGUUCAGGAUGACAACUGCACCUUGCCAAAGUCUGACUAUAAAUUCAACUAUCAUCAGUCAAAGCUCAUGUUUGGCUUGCUGUUAAGAGAUUUCAAUGACACUAUCAGAGAAGGGGAUGGUGAACACCUAUUUGAUUUAUAUAAGCUUGCUUUGUUGCUCUAUCACAGUGAAAAACACACAAAAUAUGCCUAUGUUGUCCUGCUUCACCUUCUAAAGAUUGUUGCUAUACUCCCAGAAUUUGAUGCCCAUAGAUUGAAAUGGAACAGGUUUUACAAUAAGUAUGGUGGUAAAGGUAACAAUAUUUCAUUGGACCUUAAGAAAGAGCAACAAAACAAGGUUCUCAACACCUUCUGGAGAGCCCUUGGUGCAAAUAUUAAUAAAGCAAAUGCUGCAAGGGUGGCUCAUGCAUUAGAGCCUCUUGAAGCUAUUAUGGAAUCUGUGAAUGCAGACUGUAGGUAUGGUGGACGAAUGGGACGACGCUCUGUGUCAAAUCAGGAAGAGAGUGUCCGGCAAAUAGUUGAUGAUCUUGUUGCUGAAAAAGUAUUUCACUUUACAGAAGGCAGAGAAGGUCAUCCUUCAUUUCCACACUUUGAUGGACGACUUGUCAGAGACAUUGAUCACCGCGAAGUUCACGGCUGGAUAAGUGAGCAUAUCAAACUAUGGGAAUCUAUAUAUGAGCCAACUGUAUGAUUGUUUAUUAGCCUCCUCCGCAGGCAACACUGUAGUUCUGCAAUGUUAAAAUAUGUUCUGGACAAAAAUUCAUAUCAACAACUAGAAAAGAUUUAUUAGGAAUGUAGGAAAUACAACAUACAUACAUACAUACAUACUUUAUUGUGUUCCCUAAAUAGGGAUUUUCAACACUGAUUUACAAAAAAUAAAUGUUGUUCUAUUUACAAGUUUUAGAAUCUAGAAUUUAAAUUAAGGUAAAAAGGUAAGACAUUUGUAUAAAGUUUAACAAGGUAAAAUUAUCUACUUAUAUAUUUGUUCUAGCAUGCUUCGCUUCAGUUCGGUUUUGAAAGUUUUUAGGGAGUCUAACUUUUUGUACUUUAUGUCCAAAUCAUUCCAGAGUGUAACGCCUCUAUAAUGAAAGGACCUUUGACCUGCAGAAGUUUUGUACAAUGGUAUUUGCAGUGAGUCAUGGCUACGUGUAUCUCGUUGAUGAAUGUCAGAACGGUUUGUGAAUAAAUCGCUCAAAUAAUGUGGAGCAAGUUCAUUGACACAUUUGUACAUCAUAAUAGCCUCUCUUAGUAGUAAUUGUUCCUUUACUGGGAGCCAGUUAAGUUCGCGUAAGCCCGGCGAAAUAUGGUCGAACUUUCCAAUAUUUGUUAUUAUCCUGCAUGCAAAAUUUUGCACCAACUGUAGUUUCUUAAUGUUGGUAGACGAAGUGUUUGACCAAACCGUUGAACAAUAGAACAUUUUGUUCAUUACAAGUGCCGAGACGAUGAGAGUUAAAGCUUCUUUAUCGAAACAUUUUUUGACUCGGUUUAUUUGGCACAGGGAAUUCAUACAUGAGGAAACCAGGUUGGUGAUGUGCUGGUCAUAUGUCAAAUAAAAGUCGAUUGUCAUUCCUAGAUCUUUGGCAAAGGAGACGGGGGUAAUAGUCUCGUUGAGGAAGUUUAUGGUCAUAUCUACGGGAAGUUGUUGUAGGUUUUGCCGUGUGCCAAUCAGCAUGUAUUUGGUCUUUCCCGGGUUAAUAAGCAAUUCAUUUUUUACAACAAAAUAUGAUGUACAGAACUUCAGAGUUGCCUGUGGAGGAGGCUAAUUUUAUCACAAACAGGUUGAAAUUAAUUUGUCACUGUGGCUUUUAAAUUUAAAUCAAAUGGCUGUCAAGAUGGACCCCUUUCGUACGAGAUAAAAGUUGGCCCAAAUCAAAUUUGGCGACGUCACAUCGACCAGCUUCGAGCCUCGAGUGUGAAAGGAAAUGACCAGAGUGAUGAUACGGCUGAACCUCAUCCAGAGCUCGGAGAGACUGGCCAGAAUAUUGCACCAGCAGAAGAAAUUGUCGCAGAGCCGGAUAUCGAACUAGCCACGAAUCCACCAGUAGUGCAACAACAAGAAGCCGGUAGGGCUACAACAGGAUCUGAACAACGCUACCCAACUAGAUCACACCAACCACCCGAGAG
Paramuricea clavata is the source of this 7166-nucleotide messenger RNA. The record is from the annotation of a GenBank genome assembly. Lineage: Eukaryota; Metazoa; Cnidaria; Anthozoa; Malacalcyonacea; Plexauridae.